AUGGCGGAAGCCGCAGCCCAAACUGUUUUGGAGACGAUUAGCCAGGGCCAUCUGGAAUGUCCGAUCUGUUGUUGUCGAUUCAAGGAUCCCAAGAUACUGGACUGUCUGCAUAGCUUCUGCCUGAAGUGUCUGGAAGAGAUGAUGAGCAAACAUAAGUCAGAGGAGAUAACAUGUCCAGUCUGCAGGAGAGAGACGCAGGUUCCUGAUGGAGGAUUGCAGAUUCUUGCGUCCAGCUUCUUUAUGAUUUCUCUUGUCGAUGAAAUUAACAAACAAGAGAAGUUAUUUGGAAAGGUAACUAGUAGUGCGACGUGUGAAUCGUGCGAAGAAGGACAGGAGGCUGUAUCAAGAUGUCUUGACUGCAAGCAGAACAUCUGCAAGAAAUGCCAAGAGGCACACCAACGUAUGAAGUCACUCAAAGACCAUCGCAUUAUUCCAGCACAGGACUUGGAUAAUUCGAGGGUUUCACAAACAGGUCUUACAAAGAAUGUCACACCAAAAUGUAGAAAACAUGAUGACCAUGCCAUAUGUUUUCACUGUGAAACCUGUGAUAUGCUGAUUUGCUCAAAGUGUGCUGCAACGGAGCAUCGGUCAGUAGAGCAUAAUUUCAUUGAAAUUACCGAUUCAAUUACAUCAUUCCGGAAGAAUGUCACCGACAUCCUUCAGAUCUUUGAGGAAAGCAAAAAGAAGUUUGCAUCUACUGAACAAUCAUUCAAACAUGCUAGAAAGAUAUUACAAAGUAACGUGGCUCGAGCGUGUCGUGAUAUUUCGUCAAAAGCUGAAGAAGAGAUCGAACAAAUCAGAAAUAAGGCUGAACAUCUAAACACCAAAGUGAAGAAACUCGGUCAGGAGAGAGACAGUGAGUACGAAAAGGCGCUCAUGCACAACCGUGACCAGAUGGAACGCGCAGAUCAGAUCGUCACGGCAGUAAAUGACUUGAUGAAACAAACCGAUGAUUUCGAGCUUUUGGGGCUCAAGCCGAAGGUGAUGCACAACUUGGAAUUCGAGAAGGAACUCAAGUGUGAACCGGUGAAUAUUGAUAUGGCGUUCAUAGGGGUCAAAUGCCAAGAUGUCGUCAGCAACACGGAUCUGGGGGAAAUAUUGCUCAGAGAGAAAUGGCGGUUGAAGGAAGAGUUUGGCCAGGAAGGCACUGCCGACGGGGAAUUCCAGUGGGCCAAUGAUGUUGCAUGUUUCAAAAACGGAGAUAUCGUUGUAACUGAUACAAAGCAGAAACGUCUAUCUUUAUUUACCUCCAACGGGCAGUUCAAAACAUCGGUUGAUCAAGGAGCUGAUAGCAAUCAGUUGGAAGCUCCUUGUGGAGUUGCGGUUAACCAUGAUGAUCUGGUUUUCGUCACGGACCAAAAGAAAGUGAAGGUUUUAGACUCAAAGCUACAGUUUAUUCGCGAGUUUACCCCUUCGGUUGACGAUGCAGAGGGGCUAUCAGAAAGUGACCUUUCUGGUAUUGCUGUGGACAAGCAACGAGUAGCAGUGGCUGACAGGGGGAGAAAAGCCAUCAGUGUCCACAACUUAGACGGAUCGUUGAUUGCAAGCACAUCGAACAACUUGUUUGGGAAUUUCAUAGCAAUAAGCAACAAAGAGCGGCUGAGCUUCACAAAAUAUUAUAAAAAGAGUUUGCUAUGCAUUGACCUUAAGGGUGAUGAGAUGUUCAACGUAAUAACUUUACUGAAUGGGGAACCAGCGAAUCCGACUGGUGUCCUGUGCGAUGAUGAUGGGAGCUGA
Molecule: messenger RNA, 1737 nt
Organism: Patiria miniata (bat star)
Lineage: Eukaryota; Metazoa; Echinodermata; Asteroidea; Valvatida; Asterinidae
Product: E3 ubiquitin-protein ligase TRIM71-like
Exons: 1
Coding region: 1-1737 (578 amino acids)
Biological process (GO): positive regulation of DNA-templated transcription
Cellular component (GO): nucleoplasm; chromatin
Molecular function (GO): ubiquitin-protein transferase activity; protein binding; zinc ion binding
Source: RefSeq, a predicted model, not a curated record